AUGAAGCCGAAAUCGCUCCUGCACGCCGCCGCCCAGUUCGUCUGCCACCAUUGGUUUCCAGCUCAAGCGGGUUGUCUUCUUCAAGUGGUAUUGGUAGACUCUAUUGAUGCUUACUUAGGUCCUCUGUUCCCCCAGAAAGCGUUGAAUGCUGCAUGCCAGGGAGGGACGCUCGAAUUCACUCUGGAAUAUUUUCUGUCACACACGACACCCAAUUGGAAGGAGGCGUUGCGUGCUACAGCACAAGGAGGAUAUAUCCAUGUCCUGCGCUGGAUGACGAAUCGGCAGGAUGGUCGAGGCCCAUGGAAGGCGGAUUUUGAGAAUUUGUUGCAUCUCACGGGCACUUUGAAGUUGUCAAGUCUGGCGGUUAGACACGGACAUCUAGCCGUGGUGCAGUGGCUCCAUGAGUAUCAAAGGUACGGCAGCUCGAUGAACCAAGCUGUUGCGAACGGACACCUCGCCAUGGCGCAGUGGCUGCACAAGGUCAACGAAGAAACGUGCUCAGCUCAUGCCGCUGACGGGGCCGCUAAGAAUGGACACCUUGACAUGUUGAAAUGGCUGCAUUCGAUCAACCUUCUUCCGAGUACGACAAUUGGGUGCACGAAGGACGCAUUGUACUUCGCUGCUGCUGAAGGGCACCUCGACAUUAUU
Phytophthora sojae is the source of this 648-nucleotide messenger RNA. RefSeq lists its product as hypothetical. The record is from RefSeq and is a predicted model, not a curated record. The annotation marks the transcript as partial. The transcript has 3 exons. Lineage: Eukaryota; Oomycota; Peronosporomycetes; Peronosporales; Peronosporaceae. Gene Ontology annotation, molecular function: protein binding.